GUGGGACUCGGUUUAGUGGGAGAGCUGGGGGCCGGGGCCGUGUCCGGUCUCCCAUCUGCCGGCUUCUCUCGCUCCGUGGAUUCGGAGGAGCGGCCGCGACCUCGGCCUCCAGCGUCUCCAGCGAACUGUAGUGGAUGCUGUGGCGGCCAGGAUGCUGCUGCUGGGAUUACUGCAGGCGGGCGGGUCGGUGUUGGGGCAGGCGAUGGAGAGGGUGACCGGCGGCAACCUCCUAUCCAUGCUGCUAAUCGCCUGCGCCUUCACGCUUGGCCUAGUCUACCUGUUCCGCCUUGCAGUCGGCCACCUGGUCCCCAUGCCGCCCGGGGCGAAAAGUCCACCAUACAUUUUCUCUCCAAUUCCAUUCCUUGGACAUGCCAUAGCAUUUGGGAAAAGUCCAAUUGAAUUCCUAGAAAAUGCAUAUGAGAAGUAUGGACCUGUAUUUAGCUUUACCAUGGUGGGCAAGACAUUUACUUACCUUCUGGGGAGUGAUGCUGCUGCACUGCUUUUUAAUAGUAAAAAUGAAGACCUGAAUGCAGAAGAUGUCUACAGUCGCCUGACAACACCUGUGUUUGGGAAGGGAGUUGCAUAUGAUGUCCCUAAUCCAGUGUUUUUGGAGCAGAAGAAAAUGUUAAAAAGUGGCCUUAACAUAGCCCACUUUAGACAGCACGUUUCUAUAAUUGAAAAAGAAACAAAGGAAUACUUUCAAAGUUGGGGAGAAAGUGGAGAAAAAAAUUUGUUUGAAGCUCUUUCUGAGCUCAUAAUUUUAACAGCUAGCCAUUGUUUGCAUGGAAAGGAAAUCAGAAGUCAACUCAAUGAGAAAGUGGCACAACUGUAUGCAGAUUUGGAUGGAGGUUUCAGCCAUGCAGCCUGGCUGCUACCAGGUUGGCUCCCUUUGCCGAGUUUCAGACGCAGGGACAGAGCUCAUCGAGAGAUCAAGAAUAUUUUCUAUAAAGCAAUCCAGAAACGCAGACAGUCAGAAGAAAAACUUGAUGACAUUCUCCAAACUUUACUAGAUUCUACUUACAAGGAUGGGCGUCCUCUGACAGAUGAUGAAGUGGCAGGCAUGCUUAUUGGACUGCUCUUGGCAGGGCAGCAUACAUCUUCAACUACGAGUGCCUGGAUGGGCUUCUUUUUGGCCAGAGACAAAACACUUCAAGAAAAAUGCUAUUUAGAACAGAAGACAGUCUGCGGAGAAGAUCUGCCUCCUUUAACUUACGAUCAGCUCAAGGAUCUAAAUGUACUUGAUCGCUGUAUAAAAGAAACAUUAAGACUUCGACCUCCUAUAAUGACUAUGAUGAGAAUGGCCAAAACCCCUCAGACUGUGGCAGGGUAUACCAUUCCUCCAGGACAUCAGGUGUGUGUUUCUCCUACUGUCAAUCAAAGACUUAAAGACUCAUGGGUAGAACGCCUGGACUUUAAUCCUGAUCGCUACUUACAGGACAAUCCAGCAUCAGGAGAGAAGUUUGCCUAUGUGCCAUUUGGAGCUGGGCGUCAUCGUUGUAUUGGGGAGAAUUUUGCUUAUGUUCAAAUCAAGACAAUUUGGUCCACUAUGCUUCGUUUAUAUGAAUUUGAUCUCAUUGAUGGAUAUUUUCCCACUGUGAAUUAUACAACCAUGAUUCACACCCCUGAAAACCCAGUUAUCCGAUACAAACGAAGAUCAAAAUGAAAAAGGCUGCAAGGAACUAAUAUGUGGAACAUCACUGUAAACUGCAAAAAGCAUUUGAAGUGAAUGAAGUUUACGAAACAA
This is a messenger RNA of Prionailurus viverrinus (fishing cat), 1744 nucleotides long. Its product is annotated as lanosterol 14-alpha demethylase. NCBI's taxonomy places the organism in Eukaryota, Metazoa, Chordata, Mammalia, Carnivora, Felidae. The record is from RefSeq and is a predicted model, not a curated record. Gene Ontology annotation, molecular function: heme binding; iron ion binding; monooxygenase activity. The transcript has 10 exons. Bases 152 to 1663 code for a protein of 503 amino acids.